Messenger RNA from Lineus longissimus, 3018 nucleotides. RefSeq lists its product as uncharacterized. Bases 1 to 3018 code for a protein of 1005 amino acids. Lineage: Eukaryota; Metazoa; Nemertea; Pilidiophora; Heteronemertea; Lineidae. The transcript has a single exon. Gene Ontology annotation, molecular function: nucleic acid binding. The record is from RefSeq and is a predicted model, not a curated record. Gene Ontology annotation, biological process: DNA integration.
AUGGGACACUCGCUCAAUCAGUACCUGCUUCCAGGCUCAGAUUUGACGAACUCUUUACUGGGUAUACUCUGUCGAUUCAGGAAAGAGAAGAUCGCAAUAACAUGUGAUGUUGAACAGAUGUUUCACCAAUUUAAAGUCAACCCAGAUUGUAGAGACUAUUUGAGAUUUUUGUGGUGGCCAGAUGGUGACACUGAUAAGGAGCCAGUAGACCAUUUGAUGUCCGUACAACUGUUUGGAGCCACCUCAAGUCCAUCAGUAUGCAACUUUGGCCUGAAAAAGAUCGCCACAAAUUAUGAAGAAAAGUACGGGAGUGAAGCUGCUAACUUUGUCAGAGAGGAUUUCUACUUUGAUGAUGGGUUAAAGUCUGUUCCCGCAGAAGAUGAAGCUAUUGAUCUAGUGGCAAGCACAGUAGGACUCUGUUCAGAAGGGAAGUUGAGACUCCAUAAAUUUGCAUCAAACUCUGAAAAGGUGCUGCUUACCAUCGAUGAAGAAAACAGAGCUAUCAAAGACAGUGAUCUACAGCUGGUGCCACACGUUGGUCAAAACAAAGACCAAGUCAUCGAGAGAGCCUUAGGAAUGUAUUGGAGUAUAUCAUCAGACCAGUUCCAGUUCAAGAUAACGCUAAAGGCACGGCCAGUGACGAGACGUGGGAUCCUGUCAACUAUCGGCACCAUUUACGACUCCUUAGGAUUGAUAUCUCCAGUACUCCUUGUGGGACGACUCAUCUUACAAGAACUCUGCUCCCUCAACCUGGAUUGGGACAGCCCUCUACCAAAAGAACUACAAGACAAGUGGGAGAAUUGGAGAGAGGAGCUGCACUCUUUGGAAAAGCUGAGAAUACCCCGAUGCAUAAAGCCAGCAGAUUUUGGAGAAGCUAAGUCAGUCAGCAUUCAUCACUUUUCAGAUGCCUCACAGUUCGCCUAUGGUCAGUGUUCUUAUGCCAGAAUGAUCAACAGCCAGGGUCAGAUACACUGCAGCCUCAUUAUAGGAAAAGCAAGAGUAGCUCCAUUACGUCCUGUCACGAUACCCCGCCUAGAGCUCACCGCCGCAGUCUUGUCAGCAAAGGUCGCAGCAACACUACGGAGGGAACUGAGUCUUGAGAUUGACGAAGAAACCUUUUGGACGGAUAGUAAAGUAACAUUGGGCUACAUACAGAAUGAAGCAAGACGCUUUCACGUAUUUGUCAGCAACAGAGUUCAGCAGAUCAGGGAUAGUAGUGAGCCAAGCCAAUGGAAACAUGUCAGAGGUCAGGACAACCCAGCUGAUGAAGCUUCCAGGGGGAUGACAGUUGAAAAGUUCAUCACAGGCUCCAUGUGGCUAAAAGGUCCAACAUUCCUUUGGGAACCCGAGAUUCCAGCCCAAGCUAGUAAAGAGAUACCAGAGCUAUCACCAGAUGACCCAGAAGUGAAGACAGUUACCAGCCUAGCAGUUCAAGCAGAAAAAACGGCCUUUGAGACAGAAAACCUAAAGGCAUAUUCGACCUGGGAGAAGCCGAGGAGGUCUAUUGCGAUAAUCAUCAGAUACAGAGAUAAUCUGAGACGUAAAGCCCAAGGGAAAGCUGUUAUGGUCGGCCCAUUGAAAGUUGAGGACCUCAGGAAAGCAGAGUUAGAAAUAUGCAAAGCAGUCCAACAAGAGAAUUUCAGCAAAGACAUCGCAGUUCUCAGAAAGCUGAAAGUGGAGAAGACAGAAAAAGAUGACCAAGCCAAAGGAAGAAAACUACAGAUCAAAGGAACAUCUGCAAUUUAUCGUCUGGGUCCUUUCCUGGAUGAAGACGGCGUGUUAAGAGUCGGAGGUUGCUUAAGAAGAGCUGAUAUUCCAUCAAAUUUGAGGCAUCCAUUCGUCCUGCCCAAAUCAUCCUACGUCACAACCUUGAUUCUGAGACACUGUCAUGAAAAGGUACUUCAUGGUGGCCGCGGAUUCACAGUCAGCUCAGUUAGAGAAGAGGGGUACUGGAUAAUUGGAUGCAGGAAGGCAGUAGGCAGCUUUAUUGGAAAGUGUAUUACCUGUAGACGACUACGCAGACCACUCCAACAGCAGAUGAUGGCAGACCUUCCCAAAGAUCGCCUUGAGUCAAGUCCACCGUUCAGCUUUGUUGGUGCAGAUGCCUUCGGACCAUUCUAUGUCGGCGUCACGAUUGGCAGGAAAACAACAGUCAACAGAUAUGGCAUAGUCUUCACUUGUCUUUCAAUGAGAGCUGUACAUAUUGAAACAGUCACCGAUAUGACCGCCGAUGCCUUUAUCAACGCACUUCGUCGAUUGAUUGCCAUUAGAGGACCAAUCUCCCUUCUACGAUGUGACAGAGGAACACAUUUCGUCGGCGCAAGAAACGAACUACAGAAUGCAUGGUCUGAGAUGGAUUUUGACAAAGUCCAACAGUUUCUCCUGAAACAGGAAUGCAAUAUCGAGUUCAGGAUGAAUGUCCCAUAUGCCAGUCACCACGGGGGAGUCUGGGAACGCCAGAUUCGUACCAUCAGAUCCAUACUGUCUACAAUUCUGCUGAAAUCUGGAACACAACUUGACAAUGAAUCGCUGCAAACGUACCUGUAUGAAGUCAUGGCUAUAAUCAAUGGUAGGCCACUGACUACAGACGACCUGGAGGAUCCAGACUCCUUGAUGCCACUCUGUCCGAAUCAGCUACUGACUAUGAAGUCACGGGUGGUAAUUCCACCGCCUGGAGACUUCCCACGAGAAGACUUGUUUCUGAAGAAGCGUUGGCGCCGAGUGCAACAUCUGGCGAACGAAUUUUGGACCAAGUGGCGCAGAGACUACCUAAACAAUCUACAGCCAAGACAGAAAUGGAACCGAAAAGAGCGUGAUUUCGUCAUUGGGGAUGUUGUUAUCGUGAAGGAUGAUGAUCUGCCAAGAAACCAGUGGAAACUGGCCAGAAUCAACAAAGUCUUCGUUGAUGAGGAUCAGGUCGUUAGAACAGUCCGCCUCGCUGUCGGAAAUCGAUCCUUGGACAACAACGGCAAACCAUUACAACAGACCACCUAUUCAGAAACUCGUCCUUCUCCUUGA